AUGGACGGCCCAGUGGCAGUCUUCAAGAAGCGUGCUCCUAAGGGCACUAUUCGCAAAGCACCACCUCCACCCUCCUCAGACUCGGAUUCCUCCUCCGGCUCCGAUGUCGAAGGCGACGAUGGGCGCAUGGUGAAACGGCGAAAAACGACCGGCGUCCUCAAAUCAUCCACUGCGGACCAGAAAACGAAGACUGGCUUCGAAGGUGCUACCAAAUUCGACGCUGAUCGCUCUGCGACUAUUCAAGACAGCAACGACGCCACCAAACAGUCCAACUGGUACGACGAAAAUGCCAACGACGCCUUGAGCUCAAAGAAUCUACUCGGCACCACGAGAAAGAAGCCCGAGACCUCUUUUAUCCAAAAGAACGCCGAUGCGCCGAACCGUCAGGUCGGCCCUAUGAAAGCUCCUACAAAUAUUCGAACGAUCACGGUCACCGACUAUGCGCCCGACGUGUGUAAAGACUACAAACAAACGGGAUUCUGUGGGUUCGGCGACAACUGCAAGUUCUUGCAUGCGCGAGAAGAUUAUGCCCAGGGCUGGAAAAUAGACCGGGAUUGGGAGGCCUCGACCAAGGGCAAGAAACAAUCCGGCACCAUCGUUGCGUCACGGACAGCGAAAAUAGGCAGCGACGAUGAGGAUGAGGCCGACAGCGCUAUAUUAGAGAAGAUACCGUUCGCGUGCAUCAUAUGCAAGGAGCCGUACAAAAGCCCAGUCACUACGAAAUGCGGUCACUACUUUUGCCAGAAGUGCGCAUUUGCGAGAUAUCGAAAGGAUCCGUCAUGUGCGGCAUGUGGAGCGAGUACGAGUGGAAUUUUCAACACGGCGCAGACUCUGCACAAACUAUUGGAUAGGAAGCAAAAACGGGAGGAUAAGCGGAAAGCUAAAGAAGCUAAGGAGAAGGGCGAGGAUGAAAAGGAUGAUUGA
This is a messenger RNA of Mytilinidion resinicola, 924 nucleotides long. RefSeq lists its product as uncharacterized. Gene Ontology annotation, cellular component: U2-type spliceosomal complex. The record is from RefSeq and is a predicted model, not a curated record. The transcript has a single exon. Gene Ontology annotation, molecular function: metal ion binding. Bases 1 to 924 code for a protein of 307 amino acids. Lineage: Eukaryota; Fungi; Ascomycota; Dothideomycetes; Mytilinidiales; Mytilinidiaceae. Gene Ontology annotation, biological process: snoRNA splicing.